GCGGUUUAUCGUACAUAAUUUUCUUAUAAAAGAAUAAAUAUUUUAUAACAAGUUACAUAGGUAACAGUAACAUUCAAAUCAAAAUACCCAACGAAACAAAAUAAAGCGGGUUUAUGUAACAUAUUCUAUGUGUAAUCGUUACGUGUAAGACGUUUCGUAUGAGUAAACAAAUAACAGAACUCCCGCGGAGUUAUGUCUCACUGCGGUUUGCUUAGACAGCACGUUAUUUAAAAAUAUGAGUCAUUGGUGUUGUGCACGGCUCAAUAUCGGUUAGUAAUAUCGUGUCAGGGUCACGGAGACUGCGUGUGGAGCAUCCUCAGUUCUCUGCGCGAUGCGGUGCUCAUUAUCCGUGAUAUUGUGAACUGUGUUUUACUGUUUAUCAACAAACACCAUUGAGAGUAGUGCACGUCGUGGUCACUUCAAGUAAUCUCCCACCAUGGCGUACCCGAACCAGCUGCCGCCGCCUCCGCCGCAGACCAUGGGCUCCACCAACACCGUGUUCAUUACGGAGACACGCUUCGACCCCUCUUACCUGAAGACUGUCCCCGGGAUUCUUAAGGCUAUUGUUAUUCUAUUCAACCUAAUCGGGUUUAUCUGCAUCCAAUCGUCCGCGUUCUGGUCAAACGGCCGAGGAGUGUACUUCAACAUAGUGGCGCACCUAGGCCUCUGGUUCUCCGGCAUCCUGCUGGUGCUGUACCUGUUCCACGUGGUGGAGAAGUACCACAACAUCAAGUGGCUGAAGAUAGAGAUGGUGGCGUAUAUCGUGAUGGUCUUCCUAUAUCUCAUCGCGUCUACGAUCGUCGUGGCGUUUGGUGCUGCUGCUUACUCUGCUGCAGGGUUCUUCGGCUACCUGGCAAUGGUGGUAUACGGAGGUGACGCAUUCCUCAAAUACCAGGCUUUGAAGGCCGGGGAGUUGGCCCAGGGCCACAGAGUUCAGGCCAAGCAGACGCACGUCACUACGCCACCAGCGCUGCCCUAACACUGAGAAGGAUGAAGAGAAAGAGGUAAUCUAGAAAUGAGGUUUUGUCUUUGAAGCUGGCUGGUAAGACGUAGAAUAAUGAAAGGAGGUUAUGAAUUGAAUAGUACACGAAUAUAUUGUUGUGAAGAAUUUUGAUGUCUGCAAGAAUGGACCAUCCAUUCUGUAAUGAAAUGAGAUUAUUUUAUGAUUGUACG
Helicoverpa zea (corn earworm) is the source of this 1173-nucleotide messenger RNA. Its product is annotated as CKLF-like MARVEL transmembrane domain-containing protein 4. The transcript is spliced from 5 exons. Bases 437 to 979 code for a protein of 180 amino acids. NCBI's taxonomy places the organism in Eukaryota, Metazoa, Arthropoda, Insecta, Lepidoptera, Noctuidae. Gene Ontology annotation, cellular component: membrane. The record is from RefSeq and is a predicted model, not a curated record.